AUCCCUCAGCGCUCCCGUGACGCGCAGGCGCGGCGGUGCCGGCCGGGCGGGCGGAUGGCGGCGGGGCCGUGAUGCUGCGCUGGUUCGUGGCCCUGCUCAGCCCCUGCUUCGCCACCAAGGCCGGCUCCAUGUUCUACGCGGUGCGCUCGGGCCGCCGCACCGGCGUCUACCGCACCUGGGCGGAAUGCCAGGAGCAGGUGAACAAGUUCCCCUCCGCCAGCUUCAAGAAGUUCGCCAGCGAGAAGGACGCCUGGGCCUUCGUGCGCGGCGGGCUCUCGGGGCAGCAGCAGCCCCAGCCCGAGCUGGCAGGUGCACUUUGUCUUCCAGCUGUAACACAGGAAAAUGGUAGCCAGAGAGAGGAACUAAAAUCCUUGUGUUGCAGUACGUGCAAAAGGCCAUAUGAGCAGUCUACAAAUGAAGAACAGGUUGCUAAGCGUGUAAAACAUGAUGAAUUAUUCUCAACAUACUCAACACCAACAGUCAGUGAAGAUAAAUUUUCAUAUAUGGGUGACUUUGUAGUUGUUUAUACAGAUGGUUGUUGCUCAGGUAAUGGACGUAAUAGGGCACGUGCUGGAAUAGGUGUCUACUGGGGACCAGGCCACCCUUUAAAUACCAGUGAAAGACUUCCUGGACGGCAGACUAAUCAAAGAGCAGAAAUACAUGCAGCCUGCAAAGCGAUAGAGCAAGCCAAGAGUCAAAACAUCAAGAAACUGAUCAUCUACACUGAUAGCAAGUUCACUAUUAAUGGUAUUACAAGUUGGGUUGACAACUGGAAGACAAAUGGCUGGAGAACAAGUUCAGGAGGAAGUGUAAUAAAUAAAGAAGAUUUUGAAAGACUUGAUAAGCUAUCAAAAGACAUAGAAAUUCAAUGGAUGCACAUUCCUGGCCAUGCUGGCUUCCAAGGAAAUGAAGAAGCUGAUAGACUAGCAAGAGAAGGAGCUUGUAAACAAAAGUGCUGAUAUACUGGGACUAGAGACUGUUGCAGUGGGAGGAAAAGGCCUAACAUGACAGCAACAGCUUGAGCUGCUGUAAUUGUUUCGGAGUUGAACUUUGAACUGUACUUUAUGCUGGCCUGAAGCACUAAAUAUAUACCAACUUCUGGGAAGAAAAAACAUGCAUUUUCUUCUAUUGCAUUGUUUUACAAUUGAGACAAUAUUUAAUUGAUAUUGCAUAUUUGUGUUUAUUUCAUGUUAUGGAAAGGGCUGUGGGGUCAGCGUUCUUGUAGACUUAUGAAUUCUCCAUGAAGACCGACUUCUAAAGGAGUAAUAUUAAAUAGAAGUGUUCUGUAUUUUUCUCUUAGUGAAAUAAAUUAUUUUUUUGUACAGACA
Molecule: messenger RNA, 1328 nt
Organism: Corapipo altera (White-ruffed manakin)
Lineage: Eukaryota; Metazoa; Chordata; Aves; Passeriformes; Pipridae
Gene: RNASEH1
Product: ribonuclease H1
Exons: 8
Coding region: 72-959 (295 amino acids)
Biological process (GO): DNA replication, removal of RNA primer
Molecular function (GO): RNA-DNA hybrid ribonuclease activity; nucleic acid binding; magnesium ion binding
Source: RefSeq, a predicted model, not a curated record